AUGGGCGACUCUGCCUUAACUGGCCUAGAGGCAGCAGGUGUGGAUGCUGUUAACCCUUUAGGGAGCUCCAAUGGUAGCUUGUCCACGAGCAGUGCCUGGGGCAUCAGUGGCAGCGGUCCGUGGCUGUUGGCGUGCAUGUUAACCCUCAUCAUCCUGAUGACGGCUUGUGGAAACACUCUGCUGAUCACUCUGGUGUUUGCCCAGCGCUCCUUACGCAACACCUCCAACUGUUUCCUGGUGUCUCUCUUCCUGUCGGACCUGAUGGUGGCGCUGGUGGUGAUGCCGCCAGCCAUGCUCAAUGUGCUGUGCGGGGCCUGGGUGUUGUCGCCGGGCUUUUGCCCCGUGUGGCUCUGCUUCGACGUCAUGUGCUGCAGUGCCUCCAUUCUCAACCUAUGUGUGAUCAGCCUGGACCGCUACCUCCUCAUCAUCUCGCCUCUGCGGUACAAGCAGAGGAUGACCCUUCCCCGGGCCCUGCUUCUGGUGGGAGGGGCCUGGGGUCUGGCCGCCCUCGCCUCCUUCUUGCCCAUCAAGAUGAACUGGCACAGCUUGGGUCACCGAAGGUCACCCUCCGAUGGCCUGUCCUUCCAGUGUCGUCUGCGGGUCACCCUGCCCUUUGCCCUGGUGGCAUCCAUCCUCACCUUCUUCCUGCCAUCCAGCGCUAUCUGCUUCACCUACUGUCGGAUUCUCCUGGUGGCACGGAGACAGGCAAGGCGAGUGGCGGCGCUAAGUCACCCUCCGUACCCGCAACAUUCGCCCAGGGGGCCUUCUCAGCCUCCCUCACCAGGUGGGGGCGCCGCGGGACAUGCUCACCAUGACAGAGAAGACUACAGUCAUCAGGAGCGCUCUAUGUCACGCCAAGUACCGUUGUCAGUGAACAGCGAGCGGCGGCUGGCCCACAGGCAGGGUCGGAGGGCAGUGAAGGCCAGUCUGACCCUGGGAGUCCUGCUGGGCCUCUUCUUCAGCGCCUGGCUGCCCUUCUUCAUCACCAACAUGGCCCAGGCGGUAUGCGAGUGUGUUCCCCCGACACUCUUCGAUGCCAUCACUUGGCUGGGCUACUGUAACAGCACCAUGAACCCCAUUAUCUACCCGCUGUUCAUGCGUGACUUCAAACGGGCCCUGGGGCGACUGCUGUCCUGCUGCUCUACCCGCUCGCCCCGCAGACCCUCGCCGGAGCUCUCCCUCUGCAACUCUGGUGAGCCCAACCUGCCCACAGAGCCCCCCUCCCUGGCUUCCGAUCCCCGACAGCCCCCCGCCACCGCCACAGACGCCGUCAACUUGUAUGACGCAGAGCAUGCUGGGAUUGAGCUGCCCUUGCUGCUGCCUAAUCAGGUGGACACGCUGGACUGAAGGGGAUGAUGAAG
This is a messenger RNA of Salvelinus namaycush (lake trout), 1361 nucleotides long. It is a transcript of the gene htr6, whose product is annotated as 5-hydroxytryptamine (serotonin) receptor 6. The transcript has 4 exons. Gene Ontology annotation, cellular component: membrane. Bases 1 to 1347 code for a protein of 448 amino acids. Gene Ontology annotation, biological process: adenylate cyclase-activating adrenergic receptor signaling pathway. The record is from RefSeq and is a predicted model, not a curated record. Gene Ontology annotation, molecular function: G protein-coupled serotonin receptor activity. Lineage: Eukaryota; Metazoa; Chordata; Actinopteri; Salmoniformes; Salmonidae.